Molecule: messenger RNA, 1009 nt
Organism: Contarinia nasturtii (swede midge)
Lineage: Eukaryota; Metazoa; Arthropoda; Insecta; Diptera; Cecidomyiidae
Product: DNA-binding protein RFXANK-like
Exons: 3
Coding region: 156-863 (235 amino acids)
Molecular function (GO): protein binding
Source: RefSeq, a predicted model, not a curated record
AAUAUGUAAUGUUUUUUUUUUUGCGUCAUAUUUAUUUACUAAAAAUUAUACUCCUACAUAAAUAAGGCUGUGUGAAUCCAUACGUUGGAUUUAAAACAUUUUAUUUACCAUUUGUAGAGCAGAUUUUUAGUUUUUAAGUGUUUAUCAUAAAAAAUAUGACAGAUGAUAGUACAAAGAGUGACAAAACCAAUAUAUCCAAUUCAAAUCAGGGUCUUACAACAGAAUUAACCAUGCCAAUACAAAUGGCUGGUAAUAAUCAGCUAUCGAGCAGUCUUUCAUCGAAUGGAAAACGAAAAAGUGCAUUUUCUUUGUAUAAACCAACCGCAACUGUAUUAACAAAUUUACAGCGAGGAAAUACCGAAGCGAGUGUUCAGGCUGAAAUCUCACUAAAUUUUCAUGAACGAUGCGGCCAAGGAGAAAUAACGGAGAUUCAGGCACGACAAUUACAGAAUAUCGACGAAAUAGAUAAGAAUAAUUUGACAGGAUUGCAUUGGGCAUGUUUCUAUGGACAAUUGAGUGCAGUUAAAAUUCUCAUAAAUUGUGGUGCAAAUGUAUCGAAACUGACACAUGAUCAUGUAUCACCUUUAUUAUUAGCAGCGGCCGGUGGUCAUCAUGAGAUUGUUAAAUUACUUCUUCAGAACGGAUGCGAUCCAGAUCAAACUGAUAUCGUGGGGAAUAAUGCUUUGAUGUUUGCCGCAGCUGGGAAUCAUCCACAUACGUGCCAUGAAUUGCUUAAUUAUAAACCAAAUAUAUUUCAAACGAAUGAGUAUGAUGAUACUGCCUACAGCCUAGCGGUUCAAAAUAACGCGAGCCUAGCUCAAGCCGUUAUCGAGAAUCAUGUUGUUUCACUACUUACCUCUUAAAUUUAAGCACACUACCUCUUUAAAUGUAAAUUAUAAUUGUUUUUGUCUUAAAGCGAAGAACAAGAAAAUCAAAUCAAUCUUUGUAAAAAUUGUGACCAGAGUAAUAUUUUUGUAUGUGUUUGAAAUACAUUGACGUAAAUCAUUAA